Messenger RNA from Suillus paluster, 2370 nucleotides. Its product is annotated as Sec1-like protein. The record is from RefSeq and is a predicted model, not a curated record. The transcript has 13 exons. The annotation marks the transcript as partial. Lineage: Eukaryota; Fungi; Basidiomycota; Agaricomycetes; Boletales; Suillaceae. Gene Ontology annotation, cellular component: fungal-type vacuole; CORVET complex. Gene Ontology annotation, biological process: intracellular protein transport; vesicle-mediated transport.
GCAUGUCACGGGUGGCUGUGCUGCAUGUUCUUCAAGUCAUGAUGGCAGCUGUGUCCGCAUCAGCCUCUGACGCACAGACCUCAUUCGGGACAGAGCGAGAUAAUGAGCCUAGGUUAGACGUAGAGUUGCUCAAGGAAACAGCGAGAAAGGCCUUGAUCGACACUUUAAAUGCGGUAAAUGGCGCGAAGACGCUCGUGCUUGAUCCCACUCUUGCGGGGCCUUUGGGACUGGUCACCGAAGUUGCACUUCUGAAGCACCAUGGCGUGGACAAGAUGUUCUGGCUUGAGCCAGGCCCAUUAACCCCGGCUACAACAAAUGUCGUAUAUCUUUGUCGCCCACUAAUCAAGUACGUCAAGAUUAUUGCAGAGCAGGUCAAAGCCCACAUUCGAGAGUCGCAAAAGCACAGAUAUACACUCUUCCUUGUACCUCGUACCUCCACCCUAGUAUCAAGGAUACUUGAAGAAGAGGGUAUCCUCGGCGAUAUUACCAUAUCUUCUUACAACUUGCAGUUCAUUCCAAUUGCGGAUGAUGUCAUUUCGCUCGAGAACGACAAUGCAUUCAAGGAGUUAUGGGUGGACGGCGACGAAACCGUGAUCUAUAACUCCGCGUUAGCACUCAACUCGUUGCAGAAGGUGUACGGUCGCUUCCCUCGCAUGUUAGGAAAGGGAGACUAUGCUUCGCGGCUGGCAACCCUCCUUACGAAAUCACUACCUGAGCAACCUUCUCCCUCGUCAGACACCUCAAUAACUUCUGCACCGUUCGACUCGCUCAUCAUUAUUGACCGCACUGUCGAUAUGAUCACGCCGCUUCUGACCCAACUAACCUAUGAAGGCCUGAUUGACGAAUUUAUUGGUAUCAAGAACUCUCAUGUUGAACUACCAGUUAGCAUCCUCACUCCCCCCAGUGCACCUAACCCUUCGAAUCCAAACGCCGCCCCAUCAGGAUCUGCGUCCGUCACUCCACUUAUCAAUGAAAAAACUAAGAAGCACCACCUCUCGGCCGCCACUGACCCGCUAUUGGCUGAGCUCCGGGACUUGAACUUUUCAUCAGUAGGGAGAAGACUUAGCAGAGUGGCACACCGAUUAGAUGAAGAUUACAAAGCUCGACUGCAAGCAAAGACCGUCGCGCAGCUUCGCGACUUUGUCGGCAAGCUUGGUGGUCUUCAAAGUGAACACCAGGCCCUUAGACUUCAUACUAGCUUAUCGGAGAUGCUCUCUCCCAAGACACGCACAGAUUUAUUCAACAAAUCGCUCGAAGUGCAGCAGAAUCUUCUUGCAUCGUAUGAGGUCUCGGCUCAGAUCAGGGCAAUCGAAGAUAUGAUCGCACACGGUGCAAGCAUGCAGACUGUCGUGCGACUGUUAUGCCUCGCUAGUAUUACUGGUGGUGGAAUCAAGGCCAAAGCCCUGGACAGUGUAAAACGCGAGGUUCUCCAAGCUUACGGAUACAACUACCUCCCCCUGCUUCUCUCGCUAGCCGCGCCCCCUUUGACUGUUUUGCUGCCCAAUCCCCUUCCAGUUUCCACUCCUCCCGCUGUUGCAGCAAGCAAAUACCCUUUCAUAACCCUGCGCAAAUCGCUUCGUCUUCUCAUAGACGACAACCCUGAAGCACUGGAGGAGGUGGAAAAUGACAUCAGUUAUACAUACUCUGGAUAUGCGCCUAUUAGUGUGCGGCUGGUGCAAUGCGUCGCCCAGAAGAACGGGGUCAUCAGUAACCCUGCAGAGAGGAGCACUGCAGAUGACAUAGAUGGCAAGGGCAAAGGGUCGAGCACCAGAAAACUCCACGCGCAUCCGAUCGUAGGCUGGAAAGGCUUCGAGGACGUGUUAGGUACGAUCCCGGGCAAGACAUUUGACAUUGCGCAGAAGGUGCCUGCAUCCACCAACUCCACUGCGUCUUCUGUUGCUUCCUUGCUGCGCUCCUCCGAGCAAACGACAACAACUGCGGUAUUUUUCCUUGGUGGAUGUACGUAUACAGAGAUUGCUGCCCUUCGUUGGGUGAGCCGACAAAACAAAGGUCGUAAAUUCCUCAUUGUGACGACAGGGAUUGUGAGUGGGAAUAGCUUAAUCGAUAGCAUUGCGAACGCUGGGAAGAAUCUUUCUGCGACUAAGGACGUGAACACCUAGUGUGCGACGGCGCGGAUACUGUCGCACUGGUAGAGCGCAUACACACGGCCGUAAAUAUUGGUCUAGUGCUAAAUAGAUCAUCAUGAUAUCCACCGUUUGCCACGCUGCUGAUCGAUGUUGGAAGAAUCCCAGAAUUGAAUCUAAAAAGAAGAUCCUCAGGGAAGCGAGCUUGGAGAGAACGUUGGUUACUUUGUAGCAUGGAUACGAGUCUGAUAUGUCUAAGAUCAACGUUCAACACGGACGCGACGCG